This is a messenger RNA of Porites evermanni, 7167 nucleotides long. The record is from the annotation of a GenBank genome assembly. NCBI's taxonomy places the organism in Eukaryota, Metazoa, Cnidaria, Anthozoa, Scleractinia, Poritidae.
AACUGAUCGCGUCGCGCACACAGUUUCAUACGAGGAAGCAAAAUUUACUGCAGAUAAAGCUAAAGAAACCCCCAAGCAAUGCAUUGUGUUUCAGCUUGGCUCCUAACCCUCACAGUCACUUUGUCUGGUAAGUCAUUGACGCUGAGCAGAUAUAUGUAUCUGGCUGCAUUUUUUCCAAUUUAGCCAAGAAUUAGAACGUUUAAUUUAAGCAAAGGGGUGUGUUGGGGAUACUUCGGUUUGCAAUAGGAUAGUGUUUCUCUAAGGAAUAUAAUUUCGGUGAUUUUCCUUGACUAUACGUUUCCCAAUCGCAAGAGAGAAUGAUCUCAUUCUCUCUUGCCAAUCGCUAAGAUUACCCACGGCUAGCUACUGCAUGACCCAAGUGACAGAAAGACGCGGAUAUUACUGCAAACGAUGAAGAGUUUCCAAAUCCAAGCAUUUAUAUUUUCAAAUGAUUGCAACAUUUUUCACAGAUCUGGUUUAGAUCACGCAAACUGAACUUUUAAACCAGCUUGCGCGAUAUUUUUUAGACUGCAUGCGUGAAGGACAGCCAUUUAUGUUGCUAUCUUUUAUUUUUCUGUAUUGUUUAUCUUUUUAACAUGCUCUUUCCCUCAAAUUAUUUUGUCACGUUUAUAUUCUUCCGGUAAAACUUGACUUAGUCAUCAUUGUCCUCCCUGGGUAUCCUGUAUCCCGAUUUGUCUACAGUUGUCUCCACUUGGAAAAUUACGCCUGUUNGGGGGGGGGGGGGGGCACGUCUCAGCUUUUGUUUCUCGCGCGCCACCACCGCCGUCUCGGCCAGACUUUUUACCAUGUAAAGUUUGCAUUCCAUGAUCACUCUUAGUUAUAACAUCCGUUUCCUGAUGAUCGAUGAAAUGCCCCAAAGUAAACUGGUUAAUCACUGAAAAAAGGCGUAAUUUUCCAAGUGGAGAAAACUUUCAAGGGAAAAAAGCUCGGCGGGGGGGGGGGGGGGGCGCGCGCGAAAAAAAAACCGAGCGGCGCCCCCCCCCCCCCCCGGGACGUGCCUGUCGUCUAAGUUGCUUCGUAUGCAACGACUUCCCCAUGAUAUUUCAUUUUCGUCCUUUUUUACUCAAUGAAAGUCAAAUCAGUUAAAUUUAAAGCACUUGUAAGCAAUCGCCUCCGGUACUUCACCGAGGCGACCGGGAAAAACAAAUUGCAUCAUAGGUAACGUGAUAAUCCCAAAUUUAGGACAGACGUUGCCUAGUCCCUGGAAGCACUAGAUAACAUAGGCCUAAUGAUUCCGCACGGCCAAUGCGUUUUGAGUCACAUGGUCGUCACGAGUUUGUUUUGGCUUGCAUUGACCGAGAAGGCCUGGGAAGACGCCGUGCAGGGACCAGGCGACAGGGAGCUUACAAGCAACCACAACGGCAACGGCAGCGAAAACGUCACUUAAAGCCGUUUACAAGGAGGUGGGGGACCCCAGAUAGGUGAGAUAACAUGUGGUGGGUCACCCACCCCACCUAUCAUGUAAAUAUGAUCGAUUAAAAUGAGAGAUUAUAUGGACAGGCGGUUUACCCCACCAAAGCGGGUUACCUCACCUACCUGGGGUCCCCCAUCCCCAUCUAAACAGGGCCCUUAGAAAGCGAGUUCGCGCUGUUUUAAACUUCAUUAUUCUUGUUCCAUUUCAUACAAGUUUUUUAAUGCUGGGAAAUUCUUCUGGAGUUUAUUCUAAAGAACUGUAUCUAAGUUCGGAAAAAGAAAGAGAAAAUCGCUGUCUUGCGUCAACGUCCUCCAUCAUAAAACUUGAAACCGAGGAGGUUUCACGUCGUAGUCGUGCAACGAUGGACGGCAAAAAGAAAGUACUUAAAAGCGUGACACACAUGCAGGCUUGUUGUUUUGCCUAUCUAAACCUAUUGCUUUUUCGCCGUUCUCUUUGCCGUCGCCGCAUCACCGUCACCAUUGCUUAAGUUUCCUACUGGUAAUGGUGGCCAAUCCGAAGCACUACCCUGACCUGGAUAGUGACACGUCACAAGUAUGGAAAUUCUGCGCCCGUUCCUCAGACGUCAUUUCGCCGGAAAUUUAUUUGUGGUGUCGCGAAAUUCUUGGUUUGCAACCACGUGGCAAGGCGGCUAUAUUGAGGGUCAAUACAAUAGAGUUUUUUCUCAAAGAAUUUCCAUGAAAAUAGAGUUUAGUUCCCAGAGGAGAGUAAUGCUUUUGUUCUUGACCACCAACAUGGCCGUCGUGACGUCACGGGCAAACCAGCAAUAUCGGCUGUUUUCUCAGGCUACUGUACAGAGCUUUCUUGCCAGGCUAGGACUCAAGAUGUUACCUGAAACUGGGGAACGGACAGCCGGUGGGGAAAGGGGAAUGAGCACGGGCAACAGGAAAAAUGAAAAAUGGGAUAUGGUUAGGUUUUUUCCCAUUUUACCUAGUUCCCGUUCUUAGGGAUCGUUCCCAGUUCCCCUUCCUCUCUUCUCCAGUUUUGGCAACAUCGUGGGAUGAAGAAGUAGGAGAAAGCAGAAAAGAAGAAAAAAGAGGAGGGCCAGGAGAAUAAGAAAAAAUGUUUAUCUAGCGAAGCUAUCGUUUAGCUUUUUUAAUGUCUUUGUUUUGUGUUUAGUUUCUUGUAGGGUUGGUAAUGCUACUCCGAAGCAAAAUGAUCAACGUGUUGUCUUCUACGUGUUUGGAUCAGAGGACAUCUACAUCGUAGAUCCAAAGAGCAAAGCUAUUUUGUCUACAAUCGGUCCUGAUGGGGUUUGUACCAAAUCAAAUAACAGGUAUUCCAGGUGAGCAUGCCUAAACAAUAAUAUUUGCCGAAAAUUUUCACAUUCCUUGCCUUGAUGUAAAUAUAUAUCUAGCAUGAGAGAAAGUGUUUCAUCACCAGAUGAGACAAGACUGAAAGACUGAGAAGAGAGUUGAAAAUACGACGCGCAGGUGCAGCGGAGUAUUUUUGACGAACUUCGAGGUGUUUCAUCUGGUGAUGAAACAUUGUGUCGCAAUGCUUGAUUUUACUUCUCAAACACUGAAAAUGAUUUUACAAGGAGAGAUCAAGGAUGCAAAAAUGAGCAGUUUUUCAUCUGAUUUCCAAACACUCAUUAAAUUUUAAUUUCCUUUGUAUUUUCUUUUUGACUUAUUAAUGAGUUUGAGAAUGCAAUAGAAAUUGUGAUAUCUUCUGUAUUUUACUAGGGAUAACUGUUCGUUCGGUCGCAAUACAGUGGUGAGAGACAAACUCAUCCUCUUCAGCGACAUGCCUGGGAAUCGGGUUCAUGUUAUUGAUGCGCAGGAGCAAAAGGUAAAUAGCUUUCUCCAAUUUGUAACUCUGUACUAAGGUCGCAGAUGAUGAGUUCAUUAACAAAUAACUCUCCGUUCAUGUUUUCCGUCUUACAGUCAAACCAGGUCAAGCGUUCCCGUCGCUAACGAACUAAUGAAUUCAUUCACGGAAAAAUGAUUUCGUUUGUUGAUUCAAUAAUCCAUUCAUAAAAUGAACAAUCCAAUAGUCAUAUUUAGCCUCGAUUCCAUAAUCGAAAGUUGAUUCGAUUACUGUUUUUUGAAAAACUACACUUUCCACAAGUUGAUCUCAGAAUUUUGUUUUUUCCUCUUUUUUUCCCGAGAGUCGAGUGCUGGCGAGUUCUGAAGUUCAAACCCAAACAAACUGUUACAUGUACACCAGUUUGCUGCCAGUAAUCAGUGCAACAGACCUAGGCCUGACCUCUUAGAAAACACAACGGUCAAACUGAGGUCAGUGUAUGUGCGGUGGAUUUCGAUCCUCGGCCAUUGUCUGUUUCUUUGCGUUUGCGGUCUGUCUAUUCUAGCUGUUAUUUUGAUUAAAGGCAAUGAAAAACGCAAUCGUAAACGGCAGGGAAAAGGAAGCAAAUACGAUUGAACACAACAGACAAGAAUAAAGAACAGGUAGAUUUUGUUCAUAAACCAAAUCAACAUUUGAUAAUUGAAUCGAGGUCCAAUUUGACUGUUCGAUUAUUCAUUUUAUGAAUGGUUUAUUGAAUCAACAAACGAAAUCAUUUUUCCAUUAAUGAAUUCAUUAGUUUGUUAGCGACGGGAACGCUUGACCUGGUUUGACUGUAAGUGGAAACCGGAAGGCCCCAAAUUAGCCUAACGGUUAUAUUCUCGCACCUCAUGACUUCGUUGCUGUUUGCUGACGUCAUCAGUUACAACACAUACUCGGGAAAAAUAGAAAUCUGUUAGCAACCUCAUCCCCAGGGUGUUCUCGUUUUCUAAUAUGUCGGCGGCCAUAUCGAAAAACGAGUCGAGAAUACCCUGGGGACGAGGUUGAUCUGGGAGUUAACCAUGCCUUUUGUUGCCACCAUGUAAACAGUCGCGUAACGAUUGGUAAACGAGCACCCGAACUAGUGUGGACCACAACAUUGAACGUGUUUACACGCGUUACGAAAUAAUUGUGGACGUGGUCUGAAGCUAUACAUGUAAAAUAGACGUAAACCGAUUAUACAGCUGUUUCCAGAAAGUUUAGUUGAAAAAAGCGUAAAAGUGAACGGGACAAUCCAGCCUCAAGAUAAUCUUGGACGUACCAGUGAAUUUAAUUAAGUCAAAUAAAUGAAUGAAUAUCAAACUCGCUUUUGGCAGUCCGCUUGGCGACGAUCUUAGAUGGAUGACGAAGGUUUUGGGUUGUCAUAUUGUAAAUACCCCAGUUUCGAUUCGAAAGUUUGAAAACUUUGCAAGAUCGAGAGGUGUAUUGGCCCGCUUUGUCUAAAAACUCCCAAGGAUCUUUAAAAAAAAACGAUGAGAGAAAACAAGCCAGGACACUGUGUAUACAACUGUAAAAUGGCCAAUUAAUAUCAACAUUUUGCCUCCAAAGGUCGUGGAAACAAUCCCAACAGAGGGCUACCCGUAUGAUUUGUACUACUUACAUUGGCUGAAGGAGGUCUGGGUACAUGCCUGGACCAGCUCUACUUUUGACGUCAUCAACACCGAUGGAAGCCUGAAAAAGACGCACAAGGCUAUCAAGGCGCAUGUGCAACCAGGUCAGUACAGAGUGUUGGUUGAGUGUUGGCGUCAUUUUUUUUGUGUGUAACCAAUGAAAAACGGAUUCUGAGCUUAUCUUAACGUAUCAUAAAUUUCAACUUUUUCUCGGCGGAUUGCACCUUAAGAUUGAAAGAGUUUAGCCUCACCGCGCAAGGCAACAGUUGAAGAUGCACGAUCAUGCAUGUUUUCCUGCUCGCAAAACCGGCAGCAUGUUUUCUGUUGGCGGCCUGAGACCGGCUACAGAUGUGUUUGUUAGCUUCAAUUUGUUAGCAUUUCGUAGAAAUCCCUCCGUAAUUUUGUUUUACCCAAGUUGUACGCUGACAAAGCUCUUGUCGAACUGUAUACGUUCUUAGGUUGGACACACGGGUACAUGUUCGCUGACCCAGAGGUGAAAGACGGUAAAAUUGGUUACAUCACUCACUUGUUCAACCCAGGCCUGCACCAAAUCGACCUCAUAGCCAAGGCAUACAAGACCUUUGUUAACGUUUCUGACUACGACUGCACCGGAACUCUGAACUUCGUUUACAGCCCUAUGAACAAACACGCCUUCUUUGAUUGCUAUAGAUCGAGUACGAAGGUUGCAUUGUUGGAGAUGAACCUCAGCAAUGACACAAUUGUUCGUAAGUGGAACAUCGCUGGGGUACCGUAUGUUUCACCCGAUGGCCGCUACAUCGUCGCACUCUACAAAUCUGUCAACGAGUCGACGAACCUGCUCCUUGCUAGUAAAGUUUAUGUGCUGGUUAUUCCUGGCAAGGACAGUGCUACCAUUUUGAAGUCCACAUUAGAUAUCGCUGGUGGCGUGAGCGACCUUGUUUAUUAUGAGAAGGUCGAAAAGAAGGGAAGUUUUAUUGCUUACAUCAGUCUUAUUUACAGCGACAAGAUAGUAGUGUUAGAUCUCGACUCUCUCGACUCUGGAAACCGCCAAAUCAGCUACGUCGAAAACGUUGGAAACGUCUAUUCGGCACCCGGUAUGCACUCCGUAAGUCGACCGUUGGUAGCAUCGGGUCCCUGGCUUGUGACUCCAGCCACUGCUGACCAAUCCCUUGCCAUCAUCAACAUCGCCACGCAAGAGCUGUAUGGGAUGGUAAAGGGCGUGGUCAAGGGGAGGGGGAUGGCAGCAUAUAGGGAGAUAGCAGCAUACUCAACGACGCCAUAUCCCAAAGGAGCUGGGAGAAGCUUUUGUGGUUCAAAGGCGAUUGUGAUGUUCACCUUGCUGUAUACUCUGUACGUGUUGAUGGCCGACUAGAAGAAAGGAAAUUCUAAGGCUAUGUUUACACCUCGUUAGGAAGUCUUUUAGAAACACUUUCGCCAAAAACGAUUUACACCACCACUAGUUUGUCCUCCAAAUCUUAUAGGGCGUGUUUGAGAUGCAAUAACCCGCAUCAAUAUUUAAUGUGAUUUUUCUUUUUUUAUUAACGAGAAGGGCAUGCACAGAUUCCCACCAAAAUGCGUGCAUUUAAUGCAGGGUUAUAUAUUUUAAGUAGCUGUCUCUACUGUUAAUAAAGAGAACUGAGUAAUGAAUUUUGGUCUCAUCGGAGUCAAUAUAGUAGAAAAACAGGGUAAGAAGGCCGUGUAGUACUUACAACUGGGGAAAAAGUGGAGAUGAAGUUAGGAGAAGUAUGAACAAAUAACGGAUAAAAUGUGCGCAAUCAUAACUUUCUGCAGGAUAGUUAGAGGACUCAAGAUCAGGAGUGGAGGACCAUAGCUCAGUUUGACUCAACAAUCAAUCAAUGUCUUAGAAGCAAAUCAUAAAUUAGAAGACAAGUAACUGUUUUGAGUAGUAAGUGUCUUUAUCGACGUCUGAUAGGUUUAUUUUGUAAAGAAAUUGUGGUGUUAAUUAAAGACUUUGUAAACUGAGGUGAAUAGUGUAUUCGUUACCGUAGUGCAAAGAUUGAGAAACUAUCGACGUGUUGCCCUCAGAUCCUUGGCUUUUUAAUGCACAUCAGGUGGCGUUUCCCGCCAAACACCGCGAAGUAUAAAACACAACACAGUUAGAAACUUUUGACGCCAAAUGUAUUUAUUUCAGUUUACUCUAUUUGAACAUUUCUAGCCGAUUUAUUUUUAAACGUGCGGAAAUUCUCAGCAAAUGAACCUCUUUACUGGGUGCCGCUGGGUUUUAGUUGUGUAGGAUGGUUUCGUACAUGCUUUGCACUCCCAUAACCACGUCCAUAGCGCGCGUCUUCAAGGACAACUGUAGAAACAACAAACACGAGUUAG